AAAAUAUAUGAAUAAAAUAUGCAUAACUAGUAAAUUAAUAAAUGUGCUUCUUCAGUUUCAGACUAUGAUGUUAAAGCAGGGAAAGUUGAAAACCUGUUUGGACAAUUUGCACUAUGGAUGGGUCGUGGUUCUUGCAGCUGCUGCAAUCAGGGUCUUAGUGUAUGGAAUCUCCUACACUUCUGGUGUAGUCUACGUUGUCAUUCUUGAGAAUUUUAAGACCGGGGCAGCAGAGACGUCAUGGAUUUCGUCAUUGGUAACUGCAAUGACCUUCCUUAUUACACCUCUAGCGGGCGUUUUGGUCAAUAAAUUCGGAUGGCGAGUGGUGACUUUUUGUGGGGGACUACUGACCUGUGCAGGCCUCCUUCUGAGUUCUCUAUCAACAAAUCUCGUCCUACUUUAUUUGUUUUAUGGAGUAAUCACAGGCGCAGGUUGUGGACUUGCCUAUAUGAGUGGGAGUGUUGCUGUACCGAAGUAUUUCCAGCAUAGGAAGAUACAAAACCUUGCCGUCGGUGUGGCAUCGGCCGGUGGCGGAGUCGGUGCCUUUAUUUUCCCGCCAGUACUUCGAUUUCUUGAGAACGAGUAUGGCUGGAAGGGAAUGUUUAUGAUGAUGGGAGGACUUUCUCUUAAUAUGUGUGUUUUUGGACUUCUUUAUCGCCCUCUUCCAAACACAGAUGAAAACGGAAAUCCAACUAAAAAGAAGGGGCGACAUGCGUCAUCACAUGUGCCUGAACCAAAUGACUGGACAUUUCUCAAAAGUUUAGUUUUCCACUUCGUUUCAAUGAAUAAUUUUCUCUUUGCCUUUGGUUCUUCAAUAAUAUAUGGACAUCUAGCAGCAUACGCGCAGUUUCAUUUGGAAAUAAGCAAAAAUGAUGCUGCAUUUUUGUAUUCAGUCAUUGGAAUCUCCAUUACCAUUGCCAAAAUAUCUCAGGGACUCAUUGCAGACUUUCACAAAGUCCACCCUAUCUUCAAGGCCAUAAAUCAGUACAUUAUCUUUUAUUUGAUCGGUGGUCUGUCGACAUUACUCUUGCUGGUGGACACUGGCUAUGGCGGUCUUGUGGUUUACUCUAUUUUGUUUGGGGCAAGCAUGGCCGCCAAUGGAGGAUCCUUAAUUCCGGCAAUACUGAUGGAAAUGUUUGGGCAAAAUAAACUUUCCCUUCCAUAUGCAGUAGUUAUAGCUAAAAUGUCAAUUGGCCAAAUUCUUGGAGCUCCUGUGGCAGGUUGGAUGUACGAGAACAUCAAGAAUUACCACUAUCCAUUUAUCUUAGCAUCUGCAUCUAUGACAGCCAGUGCAAUCAUCAUGGUCUAUCCACGCCGAUAUCUGAUGAGUCCACAUGAAGACAGAAACACAGUCGAAAUGGACAUAAAACCUGGGUGAAAAGGCCAGUUUCCCCCAAACUGAAACUAUAUGGAUACCUUGCUUAAACUUG
Messenger RNA from Saccostrea cuccullata (small rock oyster), 1427 nucleotides. RefSeq names its product monocarboxylate transporter 12-like. The transcript has 4 exons. The coding region runs from base 8 to 1375 and encodes 455 amino acids. The record is from RefSeq and is a predicted model, not a curated record. Gene Ontology annotation, molecular function: monocarboxylic acid transmembrane transporter activity. NCBI's taxonomy places the organism in Eukaryota, Metazoa, Mollusca, Bivalvia, Ostreida, Ostreidae. Gene Ontology annotation, cellular component: membrane. Gene Ontology annotation, biological process: transmembrane transport.